Messenger RNA from Stegastes partitus (bicolor damselfish), 995 nucleotides. RefSeq names its product phosphatidylinositol glycan anchor biosynthesis, class P (gene pigp). The record is from RefSeq and is a predicted model, not a curated record. Lineage: Eukaryota; Metazoa; Chordata; Actinopteri; Pomacentridae. Gene Ontology annotation, biological process: GPI anchor biosynthetic process. Gene Ontology annotation, molecular function: phosphatidylinositol N-acetylglucosaminyltransferase activity. The transcript is spliced from 5 exons. The coding region runs from base 265 to 669 and encodes 134 amino acids. Gene Ontology annotation, cellular component: endoplasmic reticulum.
AAUAUCACGUGGGACCAUGUUUAGGCGACGAUACUGUGGAAGUAGAUGUUUUGAAAUUAAAGAAGCAGAGUAGAAAUGUUGAUAAAGUAAUGUAGUUUUAAUUUAGAUCGUCAUCUUAAUUCACGUGUGGAAUAAAUACAUCGCGUCUUAUGUUCCAACAUGUUGGUUAAAACCUCAGUUUAAUAUCUGGGAUCGAUUUGAGACGUUAGAUGCUUUCAUUAGGCUUACAGCUGAACAAACGAAGCAAAUACGUAUUUGUAGAUCAUGGUGGAAAACUCUCCUUCUCCUCUGCCUGAGAGGGCCAUUUACGGCUUUGUUCUGUUCCUCGGCUCACAGUUUGGCUUCUUCCUUUACUGUCUGUGGGCCUUCAUACCGGAGGACUGGCUUCAUUCAAUAGGACUCACUUACUGGCCUCAAAAGUAUUGGGCUCUUGCAGUGCCGAUCUACCUGCUGGUGGCUUUAACGAUCUCGUUGCUGCUGCUGCUCGGAGUGAACUUCAGCAACACAGCCCCACUCCACUCUGUGGACAACAUCACAGAUGUAUAUGCACAAGGCCAGAGGACAGAAUGCACCCGUAAGGGGGGAAUACCUCGACUGAAGGACGUUUCCAUCAGCGAAGUCAACAAAAUGUUCUAUUUAUCACCUGAAAGUGGAGCAAACACAAACUGAUUUUGCUGUAGGAAGAAGAGGAGUGAAGCUGCUGGAGGAUUUAUCGUGUUUAUUAUUUGUUUAGAAAAGAUGCAUUGUGCUUUAUUUAUUUUUCAAAAAAGGUCACAACAUGGGAAGAACAUAUUGUGAAUCUACUGAACUGAUUAUUUUGUUUGAAUGCUUUCCGUGUAUAUUAUACUAUAUUGGGCCAACAGAUGUGCUGCGUGUUAAGAGUACGUGCUGAAUGUGAUAUGACAACAUCAGGAUGUGAUUCUCAUGAUAACUUGUACACUGGAUGAACAAGAGAGUAUUUGAUUCUACACAAUAAAUGAUACAAUUUAUAUAUA